UGUUUUUGGUAGUCUGAGUAUCUAGUGUUGUUUGUGUUCGGUAUCGGACCGCCUUGUUUCAACAACAACACUGCACCACAACAGCACGCAUCGCACCUGGUCAGGCUGGUCUGCCCUUCGUCUGUGUGCGUGCCACUCACUCCCUGCAACCAUGCCGCUGGGCCCCCAGCUGCUGCUCCUGACGUCACCAUGAAAUUUGCAAAGGAGCUCGAGCGCGAUCUGGUGCCAGAGUGGCGCAUCAAGUACCUCAACUACAAGGCUGGCAAGAAGCAUAUCAAAGCUGUCGCCAGGGCCAUCAACCGUGCCAAUGGCGCCUCCUCCACGAGACUGCCUGCUCGGCCCGACCACAUGCGCCCUGGUUCCGCCUCUGCCUCGUUCAGGACCGCCGUUCCAGCCACCCCACCAGCUGCCGACGAUGGUGUCGAUCCCUUGCGGACGGGGCCGGCGCCUAUGGGUCAGAGCCCCCCACGCUCAAUCCCCAUCAAGAGGCCUUCCCCCGUCGCCGGUGAGCGCCAGGGGCUCAUGCACGGAUCGGAGCCGGACAUGCAGUAUGGCAGUUUUGUCCCCACCCCUCCGGAGCAUGGCCCGGCUCCCAUCAGCGAGUCUGGCCAGCCCAGCCAUCUGUUCGAGCUGCCGGCCCCCGCCAUCAAAGUGCCCUCCAACGCCAGUGAGGCCCAGAGGCAGAACCCGCCAGCAACGCCCCGGGUGAACUCAGCAUCUUCGGUCCACCGCCUCGCCCUCAACCGCACGGCCUCGAGGACAGGGUCGCAGUCGGGCGUCCCAGCCGAUCGCACUCCCAUGCCUGGCCGUUUUGCCUCCGCCGCCGGUGCUACGUUCCCCAAUCUCACCCCGAGCGAUAUGCAAAGCCCACGGGCGAGGUUGCGGAGGAUGUUCUCCUUGGCCGGGCCGUCACUGGAGCGCUACCGUUCUCGUGGCGAGUAUGACAUGCACGCCUUCGAUGAAGUCCGGGAGAAGGAGAAGGAGUUCUAUGACUUCCUCGACUCUGAGCUUCAGAAGGUUGAGAACUUCUACCGGCAGAAGGAGGACUACGCCGGCAAGCGGCUGGCCCUGCUUCGCGAGCAGCUGCAUGAGAUGCGCAACCGGAGGAUUUCCGAGAUCGCAGAGGCUAGGCGCCGCAAGCGGGACGGCGAGUCGAACGGCCAUGACGCGAAGGAGGGCCUCAAGAGCAACGGCGCGGGUCACCUUCCCAUGUUCGACCCCCUCAAGGCCAAGCUGUUCAAGCCCGGCCCGAAUACAAAGGCCCUCCAGAAGAUGCCUCAGACGCCAAGCCACACUGGGCAAAACCCAGAUGAGAGGCGCGACUACGUGCGGCGGCCUGAUGAGCACGAGGUCCCGUAUCGUACGGCCAAGAGGAAACUCAAGCUGGCACUGCAGGAGUUUUAUCGCGGUCUCGAGCUCCUCAAGUCCUACGCGCUGUUGAAUAGGACGGCGUUUAGAAAGCUCAAUAAGAAAUUCGACAAGUCGACGCACGCGCGGCCGCCAUACCGCUACAUGAACGAAAAGGUCAACAAGAGCUGGUUCGUAAACAGCGACGUCCUGGAUGGCCACCUACAGGCAGUCGAGGAUCUUUACGCCCGGUAUUUCGAGCGCGGAAACCACAAGCUUGCUGCGGGCAAACUCCGCAACCUGACAAAGAAGAAGCGCGACGAGUCCGGCAGCGCCUUCAGGAACGGGCUGCUCAUCGGCGUCGGCGCGGUGUUUGCUAUCCAGGGCGUCGUGCAGGGGACGCAGCUCCUCUUCGACGAGGACGAUGACUUGCGUGCCCAAACGAGUUACCUGAUGCAGAUCUACGCCGGCUACUUCUUGAUGCUGUACCUCUUCAGCAUGUUCUGUCUGAACUGCAAGAUCUGGACCUCUAACCGGGUGAACUACCCCUUCAUAUUCGAAUUCGACCCUCGCAACCAAUUGGACUGGCGGCAGCUCUCGGAAUUUCCCAGUUUCUUCCUUUUCCUGUUUGGACUGUUCAUCUGGUUGAACUUCACGAGAUACGGGUCCGACGCCAUGUAUCUAUACUACCCCGUCUUGCUCAUAUUCGUCACCGUCUUGAUCCUAUUUGUGCCGGCGCCGAUCUUCUGGCAUAAGGCUCGAAGAUGGUUCCUGUAUUCCCACUGGCGUCUGUUUUUCGCUGGUUUAUACCCUGUCGAGUUCCGAGACUUUUUCCUUGGAGAUAUGUAUUGCUCCCUGGCAUAUGCUAUGUGUAACAUCGAGCUGUUCUUCUGCCUGUAUGCCCAUUCUUGGAAUGAGCCACAGCAGUGCAAUUCAAACCACUCGCGAUUGCUGGGAUUCUUUGCCUGCCUGCCUCCUAUAUGGCGUUUUCUUCAGUGCAUUCGUCGUUACAGAGAUACCCGAAACAUAUUCCCGCAUCUAGUGAACGGUGGAAAGUACACGGCGUCAAUACUUUCUGGCGUGUUCCUGAGCAUGUACCGCAUAAACGGCACUAACCGAAACAUGGGACUCUUCAUCGCUUUCUCCAUAGUCAACGGCUUCUACACCGCCUUCUGGGACAUCUUCAUGGAUUUCAGCCUGGUCCAGCCACACGCGCGCCAUCGGUUCCUGCGCGACAUCACGGCGCUCAAGUCCCGCUGGCCGUACUACCUCAUCAUGGUCAUCGACCCCAUCCUCCGCUUCAACUGGAUCUUCUACCCCAUCUUCACCCACGACACCCAGCACUCCAGCAUCGCCUCCUUCCUCAUCGGCUUCGCCGAGGUCACCCGCCGGGGCAUGUGGACCCUGCUGCGCGUCGAGAACGAGCACUGCUCCAACGUCGCCCAGUACAAGGCCUCGAGGGACGUGCCCCUCCCCUACCACCUGGAGACGGGCAUCCCCGCGCUCACCAGCGCGAGGGUGAGCUCGGACUCGGCGGCGGGCAAGCAGCAGCAGCAAGACGACGACGACGACGCCGCCGCCCUCGGCGGCUUCGGCCCCGCCGCAAGGGUCGCCACCUGGACAGGCGCCAUCGAGAACCAGCCGCCUCCGAGCGGCGCCACAUCCACGGGCGUCGACGUCCCCGGCUCCGGCUCGGCCUCGGGCUCGGCGCGGCCGGGCCUGUCCGGCGCCCGCGCAGCCACCACCAUGGACGUGGCCGAGGAGGGCCGGACGCCCGGCGAGGACUCGCUGCGGCUGCGGCGGCGCCAGCGCGCCGACACCGUGGGCAAGCGGAGCAUCGUGCGCAUCCUCGCCGAGGCGCACAAGCAGGACUUUGAGAAGAAGCGGAAGCCCGGCGCGUCGUCGUCGGGCGGCGGCGGCGGCGUCAUCGGGGCCGCGCAGCUCGACGGCGGGGCGGAUGUGGACGACGACGAUGACGACGACGACGAUGAUGAUGAUGGUGAUGACCUGGGCGGGGUCGACGAGGGUACCGACGACGAGGAUGAGACGGGGUCUAUGCUCGACGAGAGGAUGGAAGUCCGCGAGGCCGAGGUGAUGCUUGGGAGGGGGAGGGAUGGCGAAGACCGCUAG
Messenger RNA from Diaporthe batatas, 3477 nucleotides. RefSeq lists its product as uncharacterized. Gene Ontology annotation, cellular component: cytoplasm; Golgi apparatus; plasma membrane. NCBI's taxonomy places the organism in Eukaryota, Fungi, Ascomycota, Sordariomycetes, Diaporthales, Diaporthaceae. Gene Ontology annotation, biological process: cellular response to phosphate starvation; phosphate ion transport. The record is from RefSeq and is a predicted model, not a curated record. Gene Ontology annotation, molecular function: inositol hexakisphosphate binding. The transcript has 6 exons. Bases 190 to 3477 code for a protein of 1095 amino acids.